Molecule: messenger RNA, 231 nt
Organism: Cooperia oncophora
Lineage: Eukaryota; Metazoa; Nematoda; Chromadorea; Rhabditida; Trichostrongylidae
Source: the annotation of a GenBank genome assembly
AUGAUCAUACGCAAUGCGAAUUAUGUGUGUCGAUGUCACGAAAUGAAACCUUACGACAUUUGCAGUCUUACCACCACGUUGGAGUCGGAGGAUGUGCCAUCAGUAAGAUCUUCUGAAUCUGGUCUUACAUCAGAUGAUGACAAUGCCACUGAGGAAAUUAUGCUUAAUAUAAACAAUAUCACUUCAACAAGGGAAGAUACAGAUAAAGAAUUUCGGGCUGUCAAGAAAUAG